AUGGGUAAUUGCUUAAUGGCUAAACUAUAUUCAAGCUUUAAGACAUCAAAAAUGACCUCACCUUGGAUUUAUCCCACGAUUAGACGCGACGACAAUUUUGUUGAAGAGUUGCACGGUUAUAAUGUUCCUGACCCUUAUAGGUGGUUGGAAGAUCCUAAUUCUGAAGAAACAAAGGUCUUCGUUGAAGCACAAAAUGCUUUAACUUUUAAGUAUCUGGAAUCAUAUCCUUAUCGAGAAAGAUUUCGUCAAUCGUUAACUAAAAAUUUUGACUAUGAAAAAUAUGGUUGUCCAUUUAAAUAUGGUGAUAAUUAUUAUUAUUUUCAUAAUUCUGGUUUACAAGCGCAAAGUGUCUUAUAUCAAUUGAAGAAUUCAUUGGAUGUGCCACGUGAUGAAUUUUUCAAUCCCAACACUUUUGAGGCUGAUGGAACAGUUGCUUUGAAUACUUAUUCAUUUUCCAAAGAAGGAACUUAUUUUUGUUAUGGUAGUGAUUGGGUCACUGUUCAUGUGAGGAAAACUAUUAAUGAUGAUGACGGCAAGAAACCUUUUCCUGACGUUAUUGAAUGGGUCAAGUUUUCUGAAUUUAACUGGACAAUCGAUGAAAAGGGGUUCUUUUAUCAGAGAUACCCUGAACCUAAUAAAACAGACGAUAAAGGAACAGAGACAGAUGUUAACAAAAAUGCCAUGUUGUAUUAUCAUCGAUUAGAAACUUCUCAAUCUGAGGACAUUCUCAUUUACAAGGAUCCUGUAAAUCCAGAAUGUAUGUUUUCUGCUGAAAGCACAAUGGACGGACGAUAUAUUGCUUUAACAGUAACAAAGGAUUGUGAUCCAGUAAAUAAAAUUUACUUUAUAGAUUUAGAAAAGACCAAUCGCCAAAUCGUUGAAAAUUUCGAAAUUAUAAAAAUUGUCGACAACUUUGAUGCUCAAUAUAUCUAUAUUGCGAAUGAUGAUUCAACAUUUUAUUUCAAGACGAAUUUGAACGCACCCCGUUAUAAAAUUGUUAAAUAUGAUUUGGCAAAUCCGGAACAAGGUUUUGUUGAUAUCGUUAAGGAGCAUCAGACUGAUAUACUUUCGGAGGCGGCGGUAGUAGCAGAAAAUAAACUCGUUUUAACAUAUAUGCAUGAUGUUAAAAAUAAAUUAUGUAUAUUUGAGCAUUCUACUGGACAAUUUAUUAAGGAAAUACCUCUCGACAUCGGCUGCAUAUUAGUUCUUACAGGCCGUAGAAAGGAUCGAGAAUGUUUCUUUAAAUUUGUUAGCUUUUUGAAUCCUGGAAUUAUUUACCGUUAUGAUUUCGACAAAGAUUUGUUGUCUGUGUAUAGGAAAACAGAAGUCGCAGGAAUAAAUAUAGAUAAAAUGGAAACCAAACAAGUUUUUGUUGAAAGUAAAGAUAAGGAAAAAAUACCUAUUUUCAUUAUAGCACCAAAAAACAUUAAUCUUGACGGAAAUAAUCCUACUUACUUAUACGGUUAUGGAGGAUUUAAUAUUAGCCUUACGCCUUCGUAUACUGUAUCUUGGUUAAGCUUUAUUCAACAUUUUAAUGGGGUGGUGGUUUCAGCUAAUCUUCGUGGAGGUGGCGAAUACGGAGAAAAGUGGCAUAAAGCCGGUUGUCAGGCCAAUAAGCAGAAUGUUUUUGAUGAUUUUCAGGCUGUUGCCAAGUGGUUGAUAAAUAAUAAAAUCACGUGUACAGAAAAAUUAGCAAUCAAUGGUGGAUCUAAUGGAGGUCUCCUCGUAGGUGCAUGCAUUAAUCAGGCACCAGAACUCUUUGGAGCAGCGGUUGCUGAUGUUGGUGUUAUGGAUAUGUUAAGAUUUCAUAAAUUCACUAUUGGUCAUGGUUGGCGAGGUGAUUAUGGUGAUCCAGAUAAAAAAGAAGAUUUUGAGUAUAUUUAUAAGUAUUCCCCUGUUCAUAAUGUCCAAUCGGAAAAGCCCUAUCCAUCAGUAUUAUUGACAACUUCAGAUCAUGAUGAUAGAGUAAUUGAUAUUAAGGCCGGACAUGGGGCCGGAAAACCUACGAUGAAGAGGAUUGAUGAAUCAGCCGAUAAAUUUUCUUUUAUUGCUAAGUCAAUUGGUGCUAAAUGG
Messenger RNA from Funneliformis geosporum, 2073 nucleotides. NCBI's taxonomy places the organism in Eukaryota, Fungi, Glomeromycota, Glomeromycetes, Glomerales, Glomeraceae. The record is from the annotation of a GenBank genome assembly.